AUGUCAAACUUCCUCAACACCGAGUUCCCAUCUCAUCCUCAUCCUGUCUUGAAAGCCAGGGACAUUGAUGCGAGUAUGUUCGCAAUGCCACAUUAUAGGAAUCCAAAAGCUAUGAGGAAGACUACUUGUCUCUCCGAUAAAGUUGGCAUGGCCAACACAGGUGUUGCUGUUCAUAAAUCAAAACUUGAACCUGGAGCUGAAUCCACCGCCAUUCAUUAUCAUCUAUCCAACACCGAAUGGAUAUACAUUCUCUCUGGAUCAGCUGUUGUCCAACUGGUCAACGCCUCAUUACCCAUUAUAAACCCUUUCAACAAGCCUUCUUCUUCUGCAGAUUCCGACUCUAAGCCAUCUGAGAAGGAGAAGAAACGAAAGCUCGAUGACACUUCGAUCGAAGAGGUCAAUGUCGAUCAAGGUGAUUUCAUUGGGUUUCCAGGUGGCGUAGGUGCAUCUCGAUAUGCUCAUGGACUCAAAGCUGGUCCAGACGGCUGCGAGUACCUUGUCGGAGGUGAUAGAGGUGGAAGUGGUGUCGUUCAUUAUCCUUUGGCAAACGCCGCAGACAUUUGGGAAAGAGGUGCUGAUGGGAAAUUCACUGUGGCGAGUGCACCGGAACACGGAUCUUGCUCUCAUUAG
Molecule: messenger RNA, 630 nt
Organism: Kwoniella shivajii
Lineage: Eukaryota; Fungi; Basidiomycota; Tremellomycetes; Tremellales; Cryptococcaceae
Exons: 4
Coding region: 1-630 (209 amino acids)
Source: RefSeq, a predicted model, not a curated record